AUGGCUAAUAAUCUAGACUUCGACCAUGGCGACCACCAACACGAUUCUCUGGCAUCUGUCACCGACUGUAUCUUGGGCCUCAGAAAGAAGGUCGACAGCAACGAACUCCCAGGCUUCGUGGAGCUGAUAGACGACUGGUUUGAUCCAAAAGUCGAGGUGGACGAAGAGCAGUUCGUCCGCCGGUUUCUGCAUACUUUCAAACAGACCGAUAAAGAUUUCACCUAUGAGAAAAUCAUCGGCGACUAUGACGACGACGUGCAGGAAAUCUUCAACGACUUUGUCGACGGCAAGAUUGACGCCAAAGAAGCCGGUCAACGAUACACUCAGGCUACUGCGGACAAAGGCCCAGUAUUCAAGCGGGAUAUACGUCGAGGGGGUCUUGCUGCUGCCAUCCCUGACGGGCCAAACAUCCUCUCCGAACCGAUCAACUUGUUGAAGGCAGCUCCAACGAGCAUCCCUUCUCGCAUUCGAGGGUUGUUUGCAAAGCUCUUCCCAUCUCUGAAAGACCCCAGACGCGCACUGUAUAUUCCGACGUACAAGAACCUCGAGUUUCUCAACCACGGCCGCACGGUGGAAAAUACCCCGGCACUGACAUGUGUGCCCAACACUGCUCAAGAUGUGUGCGAUAUCAUCAAAUUUGCGAAGAAGCAGAACAUGGGUGUUCGUGCCUCUGGGUUUCGUCAUUCAUGGUCCCCGGUCUUUGGUCGAUCCAACAAGAAAGGUAGCGAGAAUAAUGGAGACAUCCUGAUUUCAACGCUGGGGCUUAUCGACGCUUCGAUCCUGCCGAAUCUCACAUCCCUGCCGACUGAUAUCUUCCAACCUCGAGCGAAGGACCUCAACUCGAUUGUGGUCGUCGAUUACACCUAUGUCAGAGGUCCUCAGCUCACCGGCGGCAAGAAGUAUGUUCGAGUCGGGACAUCGACAACCAACGAGCAGCUUCGCAGAUGGUGCAUUGACACUGGCAAAGUUACCAUGCCAAUGAAUAUUGUGGAAGUUGAAAUCACAAUGGGAGGAAGCAAUGCCACGAUUUGCCAUGGUGGUGGUAUUCAAAAUCCAACCAUCUCCGAUCUCGUCCGUUGUAUGGAAUAUGUCGACGUCAACGGCGUGCUCCGCAAAAUUGACAUGUCUACUCCCGACAUUCUCAGAGCCGCUGCAGGCUGUUUCGGUCUUAUCGGCAUCGUCACCCAUCUCGUCCUCGAGCUGGACCCGCUGUCGUGUGCUCUUAUGGAACCCCGCAAACUUCCUGUCAUCGAAGCGAUUCCUCCUCCACCAGGUAUGCCAGAUUCGGCCAUUCCUGCCCCUUUGCGGGCGAAGAAUCCCUUGAGCGCAGAACGAAAAGCCGAGAUUCAACGAGAUUUCGAAACUCGCGCUACGACAACCGACUACGCCGAGUGGUUCUGGUUUCCUUAUUCAAGUGAAGUCUGGGUCAACACCUGGCACAAGACACUCGAUACAUCCAAUGCAGUGACCUAUCCGAGCAGCGCAAAGACCAUCUUGCAGGUUUUUGGCACUUUCAUGGUCCAAAUCGCGCAAGACGCGACAAUCCUGCUGAAAUUGACCGAGGCACUUCCGGAGACGCAGACGAAGCUGCUCACCUGGCUGUCGAUGAAGAACUUGGAUGACGUCGGUCUGAGUGGGAAGGUCAUCAAGACUUGGGUUCCUGAUGCAUUACACUUUCAGAGGGGUGUCCAGAAUCUUCGGGUGAGAGAUUUGGAAGUCGAAUUCCCACUUCAGCCGAAAGUGAAGCCGGGUGUCAAUGGAGCAGCCAACGGAAUUGGUAAUGGCCAUGUCAAUGGCACCGCCAAUGGAGCCGCCAACGGCGCAGUAACAGCGGCACCACCCCCCAAAACUAAAGAGAUUGACCUGACCCUCGUACAACAGGCUUGGUGGGAUGCGAUCCUCUCCUGUUAUGCCGCCAUCAAAACAUGUCCUCAACGCAUGCCUCUCGAGAUGCGCAUCAUGGCUGGGUCACAGGUGACUCUUGCGCCACAACGCGGUCAUGCGCUGGGAACGUGCGCGAUCGAGAUCCUCAGUCUGCACAACGUCGCCGAUAUCUGGCCAGCUUAUGCACAGAAAGUCUUGGACAAGUGGACGAGCUAUAAAGACCACGAAGGCAAAAUGGUGCCUGUGCGCGCGCAUUGGGCAAAGGAGUGGUAUGGAUAUACUGUGCAUGGGAGACGGUGGGAGGAAAUCUUUAGAGGAGAAGAGAGCCAGAAUGGCGGGUUCAAGAACGAGAUUGCCGAGUGGAGGGGCCUAGUGGGGAGGUUGGCAACUAGAGACGGCUGGAAAAUCCAAGAUGCGAGGAGCAGGUUUGGAAACGAACUUCUCGACUGGAUGUUUUGGCAAGAUGGGUCGGCGAAGGUGGCUGCGCCGAAUGGGGUGGCUGUCAGUGCUUCUUCUCCCCCAGAGAAGAAGCCCGGAAUUGCUAAGCGGGUGUUCAAGAGCUGCUUUGGGAAAUGA
Molecule: messenger RNA, 2460 nt
Organism: Fonsecaea nubica
Lineage: Eukaryota; Fungi; Ascomycota; Eurotiomycetes; Chaetothyriales; Herpotrichiellaceae
Exons: 4
Coding region: 1-2460 (819 amino acids)
Cellular component (GO): mitochondrion
Molecular function (GO): FAD binding; D-arabinono-1,4-lactone oxidase activity
Source: RefSeq, a predicted model, not a curated record